UCACAUAUAGCUUAAUCGACCCAAUGUGAAGUCUUGCUUUUAAUCAUUUAUACCUCGGAAACUUUCGGGAAUCACCAUAAGGGCUAGGAGGGAAAAUUGAAAAAUGUCAGAAUCAAAGGAUAAGAAUUCAUUGCCUUUAUCUCGUGUGAGAACGAUAAUGAAGAGCUCCCCAGAUGUGGCAGCAAUCAGCCAGGAAGCCCUUUAUUUAACAGGCAAAGCAACUGAAUUAUUUAUACAGAACUUAGCCAUGAUCUCAUUAGAAACCAAUGAAAGUAAAAACAGUGUAGACUAUAAAGACUUAGCUGAAGUGGUAAACUCAGAAGAUGUACUCCAGUUUUUACAAGAUAUUAUUCCAAGAAAAAUUAAAUAUUCUGAAUAUCUUUCCAUAAAACAGAAGGAUGAAGAUGAAAGUUGACAGAGUUAUCUUUCUUGAACUUGAAAAAAUAGACAAAAUAAUCUUGACUGACUUACUAGUCAGUCAAUUCCGAAAUGAAAUUACUUAUGUACUUAUGAAUUAUGAGAAAACAUGAAAUACACUUAUGUACAUGAAAUUAUAAAUCUGAUGUAAUUUCUAUUAGAAUCAUGCAGUUAACUUUUUAUAUAAAACUGAUACAAUCCAGCAUAUAUAUGGUUUGAUUACUUGAGAAUGAAAUGUUAGAGAGCAAUCUUAUUAUAGAAAAAUGAAUAAAAUGUUGAAAGUUA
Messenger RNA from Mytilus trossulus (common blue mussel), 702 nucleotides. RefSeq names its product chromatin accessibility complex protein 1-like. Lineage: Eukaryota; Metazoa; Mollusca; Bivalvia; Mytilida; Mytilidae. Bases 104 to 415 code for a protein of 103 amino acids. The record is from RefSeq and is a predicted model, not a curated record. The transcript has 3 exons. Gene Ontology annotation, biological process: chromatin remodeling; DNA-templated DNA replication. Gene Ontology annotation, molecular function: protein heterodimerization activity. Gene Ontology annotation, cellular component: CHRAC; nucleus.